UUUUCUUUAUUCAAAAUAUUUACAUACAAAUAUAUAUACAUUGUCAAAUAUAUUUUGAAUUGUUAUAAAUUACGUCGUCAUAAAUUUUUAUUGUCUAUGGAUUUUGUAUGCUAUGAAUAAAUUCAAUUUUACUAAAAACAAUUUGUCUAAUUUGAUAAAUUUAAAAAAUCCAAUUAAAAAUAUUGUUUAUAAAUUUUGCAAUAAAGUUACAAGCAAAAUGCAUAGUGUUUCUACAUUGAUACAAGGACAAAAUAUGUCUAUUAAAAUUCUGCCGGCACUUGAUGAUAAUUUUAUGUACUUGAUAAUUGAUGAAAAAACUAAAGAAGCAGCAAUAGUUGAUCCCGUAAAUCCAACGUUAGUAAGCUCUGCUGUUGAAGAACACAAGGUGAAGCUAAAUAAAAUUUUAACAACUCAUCAUCAUUGGGAUCAUGCUGGUGGUAAUGUAGAAAUGUGUAAAAAAUUUCCAAAUAUAAAAGUAUUUGGUGGCGAUGAUCGAGUCGACGGAUUAACAAACAAAGUAUCACAUGAUGAGCUUAUUAAUAUUGGAAAUUUAAAAAUAAAAUGUUUGUCAACACCAUGCCAUACAUCAGGACAUAUUUGUUAUUACUUAUCGGGGAUUGAUAACGAUUCUCCAGCUGUUUUUACUGGUGAUACAUUAUUUAUCGGAGGUUGCGGUAGAUUUUUUGAAGGAACUCCUGAACAAAUGUAUACCGCUCUUAUUAAAAUUCUUGGAUCACUUCCUGAUGAAACGAAAGUUUAUUGUGGGCAUGAGUACACUUGCAAAAACCUUUUGUUUGGAAUGAAAGUGGAGCCAUCAAAUGAAGAUAUAAAAAAACAGCUUGAAUGGGCUAAUAAUCAACGUAAAGAACGAAAACCAACAGUCCCUAGUACUAUAGGUGAUGAAAAAAAAUUCAAUCCUUUUAUGCGUGUUCACGAAAGUUCAGUUAAAGAUUUUACUGGCACGAAUGAUCAUAUUUCAACAAUGGCUAACUUACGUCAAGAAAAGGAUAACUUUUAAAUAGUUUAUUAAUAAAAACAUUACUAAAUUUAUUGGUUAUUUAAAGAGUAUAAAAAUCGCUUCAAAAAAAUAUAUAUAGACUAUAUAUGUAUAUGUACAUUAGAUUGGAAUCGUUUAAAAUGACUUUCAUAAUACCUAUGCAAUUUAAAUCUAUAAGAUGAAUAACACAAUUGAAAGUAUCAUUACCAGAGGAAAAUCCGUCUUUAAUUUUAAUACUUUGUAAUAAAGAUCUUCCAUAUUUUAAAGACAUAUUGCUCUUAUCUAAGUGACAUUUAUUAAAUAAUAUAGUCAAUAUGAAAAUAUAUUUUCAAUUGUCAUAACGAUCGGAUCGGCUGAGAACUUUUAAUUAAAAAUAAAAAUAUACUGAUCAGAGUAUAUGUAUUAUAUAUAUUUAGAAUUAUUAGAAAUAAUACUAAUAAUAGUAAGCAAAUCUGAUCAUUUAUAGAAAAAUCAAAUAUUUAAAACUUUUAUAAAUAAGGAAAAAGACCUAGUACCUGAUCAGUUAGAUACGAAAAUUUGUGCUCAACAAUAAAAAUAAAAGAAAAGAAUUCGCGCAAAUUUCCCUAUAUCAAAAUGACGAUCGCGAGCAAAUUCACGUGAAUUAAAUGAAAAGAUAUAUUCAAAUAUCGAAUAUCAUGAAAGAACUUCGAAAUUGAGGUUGUCAAAAUAACAUGUCUAUAAGAUAAUCAGCAAGAUAAUUAUCAAGACCAUCAGCAAGACAAUCAGUCGAACGAUUAGCAAGACUACCAACAAGACAAUUUAUUUAUUUAUUUAUUUAUUUAUUUAUAUAUAUAAACGCCAAUCGGCAAUAUACAUCAAUUUACAUGUUCCUUGAAUUUAAAUUUAUAAAAUAUAAAUUAAAAAUUUAUUGAAUUUACAAGUUUUAGCUCGAAAAUUUUACCAAUAUUUGACUAGUGAGAAUCAAUUGCAAUUGACUAGUAAGAAUUAGUAGCUAUUGUUAGUGAUAUUUCAAGAUAUUUUUCUUGAGGUUGGAGCGAAAAGCCUGGAUGGAUCCACCAAAAAAGUUUACUGAGUCAUGCAGGGAGUUCACCAAGUUGGAUAUCCUGUUAUUUAGUCGAUUUAUCACGUAGUUUCGAUUUGAAUUAAUGGUUUUCAACAGGCGGUUAUGCCUGAGCUUUCGAUCGUUCGUGAUAAACUUGAAAGCGUUAUAGAUGUCCGGUGCAUCAAUAAGAUCAUUGAAGAUCUUAUAGAAAAAGAUCAUAUCUGCAACCUUCCGUCGCUCGAUAAGCCUAUUAAUCCCAUAUUCUCUUCGCACAUCAUCCGUUGUUGAUCCAAAACUCAUUAUAGGAUUGGAGAAGAGUAAGGAUUUACAAAACUUGUGUUGAACCCUUUCAACCCUGCUGAUUGAGGUUUCUGUGAAUGGAGACCAUCUUACUGUUCCAUAUUCUAAAAUGGGCAAUAUAAGAGCUGAGAAGAGACAAAUCCGGGAUUGGACAUUGCUGAAGUCCUCCCUGAUUAAACAAAAUGAUUAAAAAGUAUUUAAAAUGAUUUGUUUUUUAAUCAUUUUAAAUACUUUUUAAUCCUUCAAAUCAUUUCUAAUCCUGUCUCUUAUGGACAUUUAACGUGUGAAAUCAUUUUUAAUCAUUUUGUUUAAUCAGGGCUUGCUAAUUGUCUUGCUGGUGGUCUUGCUAAUUGUCUUGCUGAUUGUCUUAUUGACAUUUUUUUUGACAACCUCAAUUUCGAGGUUCUUUUAUAACAUUCGAUAUUUGAAUAUGUCUUUUAAUUUAAUUCACGUAAAUUCACUCGCGAUCGUCAUUUUGACGUAGGGAAAUUAGCGCGAAUUUUUUUCUUUCAUUCUUAUUAUUGAGCACAAACUUUCGUACCCUGAAGUGAUCAGGGAACUAGUACUCGAUCACUCCAUGUAUUUCUAUGUCUACUUGGAAAGAAGAUGGUACUGGCUACUAUCCCGGAUUAUACUGUUACAUCUGAGGCAAAAAAACAAAAUUUCAGAUAGUACCACUUACAUCUGGAUUAUACUCAAUUCUAUCUCAGAUUUAGCUCAGUUACAUCUGUAGAUAUCCAAAUACAUGAGUGAUUGUGUACUACUUCCCUGGUCGGGUACUGAGUCUCUUACUUUAGUAGAAAUUUAUUCUUAUAAUAACAAUUUUUGUCAUGUCUUAAUUUCAAGAUUGUAUUUAAAAUUAUUAUUUUCUUGUUUAUUACAUUAUUUUGCAAUAUAAAUAAAUUAUCUAUACGUCUAACAAUAGUCAAUAGAAUCUGUUCAAUUUGUAUUAAAAAUUUGUGAGUUCUAAGUAAUAUUAGCAUUUCUUUUCAACGUUACCUAAAUAAAA
Molecule: messenger RNA, 3330 nt
Organism: Microplitis mediator
Lineage: Eukaryota; Metazoa; Arthropoda; Insecta; Hymenoptera; Braconidae
Product: hydroxyacylglutathione hydrolase, mitochondrial
Exons: 4
Coding region: 113-1018 (301 amino acids)
Molecular function (GO): hydroxyacylglutathione hydrolase activity
Source: RefSeq, a predicted model, not a curated record